This is a messenger RNA of Vitrella brassicaformis, 7578 nucleotides long. Lineage: Eukaryota; Vitrellaceae. The record is from the annotation of a GenBank genome assembly.
CAGCCGGCACACAUGCAGCUAGCACCCAGCUGUUAUGUGUAGGUUGAAGCUGCCACCUGCUCGUAGUAGGCGUACACGGCCUGCGUGGCUGCCUUCUCCUCUUGGGCAGUGAUGUCUUGACCAAGAUACAGCCGGGCCUGCUCCACCCCCUGCCAUAUCAGAAUGUCGAUGCCGUACACACACUCACACCCAUGCGCGGCACCCUACACGCACAGAGACUCCCACACAUAUCCAUGCACGUUGUGUGUAACGUCCAUACCGCUUUGACGAGCGGUGUUUCUUUGGGCAGAUAGGCCAUCUCGAUGACCACUGGUGGCAGCGCAGAUGACGUGAACAGAGAGGAAGACACAUCCAAGGGCGAAGAACCCGGCACCGUGCCGAUCUGACCAGACACCAUAGAGAGAAAGCAACCAAUGCAGACGACCAACAGAACAACAGUCAUUGCGUCGUACCAGUGCGGCGAAUCCGCCUUGUGGUGUGUUUUGAGGGCCGUCGAUGACAAUUGUCUGCCCCCCAAACUCUGACGCUAAUGAGUCCGCCUGACAGAGGGACACACCGACCGACACCAAGAUUCCACCAGCACGCAUGUGUGUUUAGUUGUCGGCCGCCCACCUUGGUCUUCGUUCUGUUCCACAGGAAGAGGUCCAUCCCCAGCUUCUUGACGGCGUAGCAUGCGGCUCUGGCGGCCCCGCCAGCGCCCAGCACCAGCACGCUCUUGGCCGCCUGGUUGCCGCUCCGUGAAGUGGCGUGCUUGAGGCCACGUGUCAAGGCCAGGUAGUCGGUGUUGGUGCCGACCAGACGGCCCUUGGCAUCCUUGUAGAUGGUGUUCACCUGCAGACACACACAUACUACAUGCACAAAGGGGCACGGCAGCCGCCGUUCUGGCUGUCUGUGUAUCCACACACGUACCGCUCCGAUGAUCUUGGCGUCUUCGGACACGCUGUGCAGCAGUGGGGCGACCUUCUCCUUAAGUGGGAUGGUCACCGAUCCCCCACCGAAUCGCGGCGAGCUGAUGACGGCCUCGACGGUCUUCGGAUCGUCGGUCUCAUGCCUGCACGCACACACAGACGGACAGACAGCCAGACCGAGAGAGUGCGCAACGAUGGUGCAAGAGGUGAUUGAGUGCACGUGCCACUGACAAGUGGCCGACCUGUCGUAGUAGCACGGCACCCCUUUGACAGGGAAAAGUGCGUUGUAGAGGGCGGGGGAGGCCGACUUGGAUGUGGGCUUGCCGAAGACGUAGUAGAAACGGGUCGGCAGACCCAUCGAUUGCCUGCACCCUCACAGGCAGAGGAUCCAUGCGUCUAAUGAAGGGAUGGAUGUAUCCUUACCGCAUUGCGUCGAUCUCCUGAACGGUCAUUUGCCCAGGUGCCGCUUUGGUGCUGAGUGCCUUGUGUGUGACGGGCGUCAUGUGUGUGUUGAGCACGCGGGAGAGACGGCCGGCCUCGCCCAUCGCCAGGGCUAUCACGGGCUUGCGGACGCCACUGGACCUGAUAGCACUCAUCUCAUGACGGCACGUGUGUGUGAUGUGUGUGGUUCCUGUACCUGACGGCGUGGGCAAGUGUGAGGCAGUCGUCUGUGCAGCUGGCCGUGAAGACCACCUUGAUCACAUCCACGUAAUCGCGGUCAAACUGACGGAUCAGAUCUGCCCACACACACAUCGCAGCAGCCAUGAUGCAGCAAGCAUAUUGCCUGAGUUAGUGAGCUCACUCUGCACGUCGCUUGCCGGCGGCACGCCUGGCGAAAUGAAGUGCUGCGACAGGAUCAAUCGAGUCCGCCGUGGCUUCGAUCUCACGACGGUAUCAAUAAGCGAAGACGGCAGCCUGCACGACAACCACACGCACAGCCAUUGUGUGUAGCCUCCUACCCAUUUUCGGCUCACCCACCUCUUUUCCACGUCCACAAACUCCACGCCGCACCUCACACCCUCACACAGCAGCGCCGCCAUGGCCGUGUCGUCGCCGUCGAACCUCCCGCCCUCUCCUCUGGACCGCACCGUCAGCACUAUCGGUCGGCUCGUCUGGCUCCGGAUGUGGAAUAUCUGGUGCGGCAGGGUGGACGGGUCGGCCAGCAGGUCCACACGCAGCUCCAACGCGUCGACGUCUCUGUCAAGACAAAUGGAUGGAUGGAUGGCAAACAGCAGUGGAUACGUUGGUAGGUGUUGAUGUGGUGUGUGUGCUCACUUGGCCAUGUCUGCGAGGUUGAUGCCUGCCGUUGUGAGGUCUGGCGAUGUGAGUGAGAGGAAGGUGGAGCCCUCCAACACGGGAGAUGGUGGGGAAACAACGUGGCGGGUGAAGGUGCAAAACGCCUGAAGGAGAGCAUCGACACACCCUUGCAGACACCAGCACAGCAGUGGCCGUGUGUAUGUCCCUUUCACCUGUUCAACCGCCUUGUCAUCGGCCUUCACGGGUGGGCAGAACUCAUACGUCGACACCUACACACAAGAAGACAUUCCAAUGACAGGCCUGUCAGCGACUGUUUCCGUGUGAGUGCAUACCUCCUUGAACAGGGGUUUUCUGCGCAUGUACACGUCCCUGACAGGCUGGCCGUAAGCUGGCUUGACGGCCUCGUUCUCGCACCGCCGGAUGACCUCCUCGUCACUGACGUGAAUCCACACCACCUGCACAAAUACAAACGCAGCGGCAGAUGGACGAAUGGAUGGAUGGAUGGAUGUGUGUGUGUCAGCACCUGUUGUUCCUUCUGCAGCCGUUCGAUCGCCUUGGGUGACUCGACAAUGCCCCCGCCACACGCAAUCACCGGGGCCCUGUUACACAGACACGUAUAACAGAUGAGCGCCUCUUGCUGCUGUCUGCGUACUUUCCAUCCGGGAAGCUGGCGGGAUCCAGAUGGCGUGACAGAACAGCCAGCUCCUCCUAGGCGACAAACACACAUCACUGUGUGUGAUCCACACAUGCUCCACCCGCCCGCCCACCCACCUGUCUGAAUGCGUCCCAUCCGUGUUUCUCCACAAACGCCUUGAUGUCGAACGGGAAGGCCUCGUCCAGGUCCACAAAGGGCCGGCCGAGUCGGGUGGCCGCCGCCCUGCCCAGUGUCGUCUUGCCCACGUUGCGCAUCCCCACCAACACCAAUGGCGACUCGGACGGCACUGACGACGAUUGGAGGAUGUCCUCCACCUAAGAGCAAAGUGCGUGUGGGGGAGUGUGUGCUGUGUUGAUAUAUGUGUGUGGAGAUGGACAUGUACCUUGGCGUUGCUGCCUCUGAUGGUGAGCCCCAGGCGUUCUAGGACGUCCCAGUAGUCACUGAAGGUCUUCUCCACACAACGCCACUGCACACACACACAUGUGACACACACGCACAUCUCACAGGUGCGCCCCUCUCUCUCUUGCCCCCACGUCUAUCACUGUACCUCUGGUAUUUUGACGUUGGCCUGGACGCACGAGUAGACGCCGAAGCACAUGGCGAGUCGGUGGUCCUCAUGGCAGUUGAUGACGGUCGGUGCCGGGCAGCCCACCGGCGGGGGCGAGGGGAACAGCUCCAGGCCAUCUUGACGAUCGCGGAUCUGUACGUAUCCAUCCACGCACUACCAUGUGGGUGAAUGGAUCGGCGUGUUGUGUUUGGCCGUCGACCCACCUUGCAGCCACAUCUGGAAAGGUUGUCGACCAUUGCCUCUAUGCGGUUGCACUCCUUGACGCGCUGGUUCUCCACAUUGGUGAUGACGCAACACGGCUCGGAUGACUCGCCACUCGUGGCGUACACACACUGUGCCGCCCGGGCCAUGAGCACUCCCGCCGUCAUGAAGGUGUCGGUCAUCUUGCCCAUGUCGGAUGAGACCGGCAGCAGAUGGCCGUUGGAUGGGCCCGUCACCGUCACGCUCGUCUGCACAUGGACCACACACCCACACACAUACACACACACACUACUCGUUCGGUGCCCAUUCGUCUCGCCCACUUGGUCUGAUUCCACUUUGCACCCCAUCUCGGCCAGCAGGUGCACGAAGUUGGCGUCACCCUGACAGCACAGCACAGCACAGCACACAGCACAAUACGUGUGGACGCGAAGACACAUGGAUCCGUCUUGACGCACCUGCAGAGGUGGCUUGUCGACAGAUGGCAUCUUCAUGUUGACCGUCACCCUGCCCCCAGUUAUGGCCGCCAAAGCCAGGGGGUACGAGGCCGCCGACGCAUCGGCCUCUACGGCAUAAGUGGGGGGAUUGACGUACCCACCUGCUCAUACACACCAAGGAGUGCAGAAGGUGCGUGUGGUGGGGUGGUGGAUGAGAUACCUGUGGGGACUUUGUAUCGUCCCGGGCCGAGCUGCUGCACCUCAACUCCCCAGUGCUUCAUCAUCUGGAUGGUCAUGUCGAUGUAGGGCUGUGAUACGGCCUCCUGCACACCACUUGACGCGUCCUCCUGCACAGAGAGAGGGACACACAUAGAGAAAAGGUGAUGCAUCAUGUGUGUGUGUGUGUGUGUGUGAAUAGGGGUCGUGCCUGGAGGUGUUUGAGCUGCACUUCGACGCUCUCUUUGGCGAAGGGUGCCACCAUCAGCAUCGCACUCACAAACUGACUGCUCACCUGACCACAUCCAUCCAUCCAUCCAUUCAUUCAUCCAUCCAUCUGUAUGGGUGCUUCGUUGGCUACUUUGUUGUCGAUGGGUAUGUCGGCUCCCGGGAAGGAGGCCGACACAUCGGCUGACGUGUGGGUGAUCUCUAUCGGCGGACACCCCUCCUUGCCCAAAUACUGACAUGAAAGAAAGAAACACACAUCUGUGUGUGUGCGUGUGUGUAGUUGCACUUGUGUGGUGUGGCUGUGCUUGGGCCACCUUGACGUUGACGCCGGUGAAUGCGAGCUUGAUGCACUCCACCAGGUCCUUCAAAGGCCGCACGCGCAUCCGAUUGUUGCCGUCCAACACCACCUUGGUCAACACCUGACGAAUCCACACAUACACACACAUCCGGGUACAUGUGUGUGGUGUGCGCCCAUUUUCACAAAGACCUUUGGAUCGCUCCAGAGGAGAAUCAGGGUGAGUGCGGGUGUGAGGAAGCGGGCAACUGUCCCGGCAUUCUCCACCCACACAUGCAACACGCCAUCCUGCACAAACGUGCACAGACACACACACACACACGCGUAUACGCCCUUUUCGCCCAAUGCUCAUGAGGGCAGAUCCCCACCUCUAUCACGAAUUUCUUGGAGAGUGCCUUGGCCUGCUCUAUUCCCCCGCUGGUGACCCCCAUGCCCUCCAGCAUGACGUCAGGCACCUCGCCGCUGCCCUUGCGGUAUGUGAGUGGCACCGACAGCCGGUUGGCCAGGGCGGUGAGCAUCACACGGAUGUCCUCACACGCGGGCAGGUUGGACAACUCACACGGACCUGGGAGUGAAGGAGGAAGGGACAGAUUUGUGUGUGUGUGUUGCCUCGGUGUGGUUACCUCUGCCGAGUGCGGCGAGGAGGAGGGCACGGUUGGCCACCGACUUGGAGCCUGUUAGACAUGUGCAAUAAGAAAUGUGUGUGUAUGUGCAGAAGCAUGGGUAGUCGGUGUGUGGGUCCAUACCAGGCAGGAUGACACUCCCAUUGGCAAUCACUCGCGGAGGAGGCACCACCACGCCAUUCACAGCUGAGUCAGACACACACACAGACAUGUGGAUCUUGUUUCUGUUUUGCGUCUCACUCACCGUCUGUCUGUGUCGGGGCUUGCGUGUCCAGUGGUGACGUGAUUUCCACAGAGGGCGACAGCAGCCGGAUGAACAAAUCAUCAGACACAUCUGAACGAACAAAUUGCACGUGGCGAGCGACACUGUGGUUGACACCUUUUCCUUCCUCACAUUCCAUGAGUCCGUCUGCCGUCUUGCCGACGUCUGUGACCAUGACGAUUCUCUUGCGGCCGCCCUUGUUCUUUUUGUCCAUCGCCAUGUUGGACAUCAUGUGACCCACAUCGAAGUAGGGAGGCUGCAGGCGGGUCGGCAACUUGUAGGCCUGCAGAAGUGUGAAUCAUGACACACAUCGACGGCCGACCCACACAAUGAAGGCAUUGCUGUGCGUGGAGCCUGUGUUUGAAUGAGUGUGUGUGUGUGUGACCUGGAAGCAUUUUUCGGCUCUCUGGACGAGCUCUGCGCUGCACCGGCCCAUCGCACGUGCCGCCAUGAGCUCAUGCACACACCCCACACUCACACACUCGCCGUGCAGCCUACAUCCACACACACACACAUCCACACACACACACACUCACUCACGGAGACACUCCAACAAAGGCAUUCGUCCAGCGGAUGACCGCGCCCGGCUGACCAUGUGUUGUUGGGCAGCAGCUCGACUGCGUGGCCGACAGAGUGGCCGAAGUUGAGGAUAUUGCGGAUGCCGCCGUCGCGUUCGUCCUGCAUGACCACGUCGGCCUUGAAGGCGAUGGCGCGGUAUAUCAGCUCCUGCAGCAGCUUCGCGUCCUUCCUGCAGGGUGAGCACACACACACGCAAGAAUCUGUCGGCAUAUGCCGGGGAGAUGUGCGUGUGUGAGCCACACCUGUAUGUGGCAGCGUUGUCGGCGCAUAGUUCGAACACGUCAGGCAUCGAUGUGAGGCCCGACUUGAUGACCUCUGCCAUCCCUGCAUAUAGACACCACACACACAUGCAUUCACACACGUGUGUGUGUGUGUGUGACAGAGCAGCCAUACCGUUGGCCAUGUUCCUGUCGUCGAUAGUGUCGAGGAAGGCCAUGUCCACAUACACGGCCACCGGCUGCUUGAACGCUCCUGAUUGACACGGCGACACACAAACACACAUUGAUUGAGCAUUCUCUUGUGCUGGCCGAUACCGACCGACCGAUGAGGUUUUUCCCGAAAGGCGUGUUGACGGCGGUCUUGCCGCCGACCGACGAGUCGACCAUUGACAGCAGUGUGGUGGGGAUCUGGAUGAAACUGACACGGAGGAACAGACACACGAACGGUUGAGCAUUGAGUUGUUAGAGAUGCUUACUUGAUGCCUCUGUAGUAGGUGGCGGCCACAAACCCAAUCAUAUCACCAAUCACCCCACCACCCACUGACAUACACACACAUACGGCUAGCCAUCCAGUCAGCACCUGGUGGAGGUCCUUUCAGGUCACUCACGUGCCACGAGUACGGUGCCCUUGUCGCAUUUCUCUCUGAGCAUGAAGUCCUCGAUGCGGCCCUUCAUCUCGCGCGUCUUGCUCUUCUCCCCAUUGGGAAUCACGUACACCAGCACACGUGUCGGUGACGCAGAGUCGCCAGUCAGCUGCUGCUUUAGGGUGUCGAUGCGCUGCGGAUGGAGCCGCUCGAUGGUCACAUCCGUCACUAUCACAUACAUGGACGCGCCGAUCUUCUCCUGACACACACACACACCACAGAGGCAACCGACAUGAGAUGAAUGAGUCUGUCUGUCUGUCCGUCUAUCGGCGUGGUUUGUUUGAUUGUUUUUCUGACCUGCUUGAGGUGCUGUGCGAUGUGCGGCAGCAGAUCUCGCCCGAUGAGAAUCGAAUACUCGCCCGAGGCCGCCUUCAGGUCCACACGGGAGGCGCUCUCCAUCGCUCAAUGGAUCUCUCACUUCAGAUGUACCAGGGCUCGCAGAACAGCACUAUUGGGCAGGUCCUUCACGCAUUUGCCCCAAAGGACGGAG